Messenger RNA from Erpetoichthys calabaricus (reedfish), 1010 nucleotides. It is a transcript of the gene gemin6, whose product is annotated as gem (nuclear organelle) associated protein 6. Gene Ontology annotation, cellular component: SMN complex; nucleus. Bases 257 to 763 code for a protein of 168 amino acids. The record is from RefSeq and is a predicted model, not a curated record. The transcript has 2 exons. Lineage: Eukaryota; Metazoa; Chordata; Cladistia; Polypteriformes; Polypteridae. Gene Ontology annotation, biological process: spliceosomal snRNP assembly; spliceosomal complex assembly.
CGGACUGACACAAACACAAAGAAGUAAAAGAUCACUUUACUUUGUUGUUGGUAGCGGAAGUGGAGGAAAUGUCCCGAAACUGCGCUUACGAUCUAUGAAUGUGUUCAUUUAUCGGCACAAUCAGUGUCUGCGAUCCGUUUACACAUUCUGUUUUUGGAGAACUGUUUGCAUCAUGGCAACCUAAGGACACAACGUUUCGUUUGUUUCUUUUCAUUUUAGAAGAUAUCACACGUGCACCGGCUUUAAAGAAGGAGGGAUGAACGAGUGGUGCAAGAAGACGCCGCUGGAGUGGCAGGCGCUCCUCCAUAAAGAGCUGAAGGUCUGUGCGCACGAGAAGCAGCAGCACCAGGGCUGGCUCUUCACGGUGGACCCCGUCUCUGCCAACAUCGUUUUGGUCUCCUUCGAGCCCGACGGAAAAGCAUCCAUUGUGACGGUGAUGGGCCAUGCAGUCGAGACCGUGGAGGUCCUGAACGAAGGAAGUGACGCCAUUUCAAAUCGACUGGUCUCCUUGUUCAUGCCAGUUGCGCCACAAAAACACAGUAAAGAGGAGCUGGAAAGCAAGAAGAGGAGCCUGAAGGAGUGGCUGGAGAAGAACCACAUUCCAGUAAGCGAACAAGGCAACAGCCCAGAGACGCUCUGUGUGGCCGGGGUUUUAAAAAUAGACGCGCCAUACCGGGCGGAAGACUGCAGCGGCGCAAAUGAAAUCAUUUUAUCAAGGGUACAAAACCUCAUCAACAACAACCCUACGGCUCAUACAAAAUAGGAAAGCGAUCUCACGCAGAAGUAUUCAUACAAAGGUGGGCCUUCUUUAAAAUUAGUGACGGAGGUUUUUUGUUUUUGUCAGAAUGAGCCCCAUUUAAACCUCGGCCAUCUGUAUGUGCGCAUUAAGCGUUACGCUUUUGAAGACGCAGCUUGUUGUGUUAUUACAGAAGUUACAUUACGCAGGUCUGUGACAUACAACACCUCAAGUGUAUGUUGUACAUAAUAAAUUAUUUUGAUAUAUGGCUUUA